Dermacentor silvarum is the source of this 987-nucleotide messenger RNA. RefSeq names its product ras-like GTP-binding protein rhoA. Gene Ontology annotation, biological process: small GTPase-mediated signal transduction. The transcript has 4 exons. The record is from RefSeq and is a predicted model, not a curated record. NCBI's taxonomy places the organism in Eukaryota, Metazoa, Arthropoda, Arachnida, Ixodida, Ixodidae. The coding region runs from base 330 to 941 and encodes 203 amino acids. Gene Ontology annotation, molecular function: GTP binding; GTPase activity.
AAUGUCCCUUACCCCCUUCACAGAAACCUUGGGGCUCUUAUAACCCGAUAUAUGACACGCCACAGGGCACGAAGUCAACGUGUUCUUGCAAGCUGUGGCCUGGAAACUUUUGACCACCCCUGUACGUCCGUGGCACCAUGUGCAAGAGACGCCUAAAGUUGAGGUGCUUUCAGUUUCAGAGCAGUUGCCUGCAGGCCACCACCUCGACAGCCAAAGCCAUGGCUUGAGCAGCACCAUGGACGUCAGUGGACGUAAAGCCCGGCUCAUAAGUCCAGCACCACCUACGCUCAAAGCAGGCAAUCCCGUCUCGUUGUUGUCACGUAGAGCACAUGGGACACAAGGGCGACAUCGUGCGCGUCACACUGGUUGCAGCGGGUGACAGCACAGUCGGCAAGUCCGCCAUGCUGCACGUCUUUGUGCACCGAUGCUUCCCGGCCGAGUGUCUACCCACUGCUCUCGACCAGAAGGAGACGCUGCUGCACUGGAACGGUGAAACUGUGCACCUGAACCUGUGGGAUACUCCGGGGUCCAGCUGGUAUGACGCGCUGAGGCCGCUCGCCUACCCCGAGGCUGACGCGGUCCUGAUCUGCUUUGCUCUCAAUGACCGCGCCAGCCUAGUCAACGUAGAGCAGAAGUGGGCGCCCGAGAUUAGGGAACGCCUGCCCAACGUGCCGAUAAUACUUGUCGGAAAUAAACAGGACCUUCGGGACAUUGACCCACAGCCACUGUGUGAAGUGAAUCCAAGGCCAGAUGCUGAAUCAUUUGUCAAUACUUCCGAGGGUGAAGCCAUGCUAGAAUGCAUCGGAGGGUCGGCCUACGUGGAAUGCUCAGCUCUCGCGGACCAAGGUCUUGAAAGGGUCUUUGGUGCAGCAAUCGAAGUGGCACUCAAGCAGAAAACCCAAAAGAAGAAAUGCUGCAGUUGCUGCUGCAGUAUUCUGUAACCGCUUGGUUUGUACAGUUUUACGUCUUUCAGUAUUAAAAGCUCAA